Scophthalmus maximus (turbot) is the source of this 2690-nucleotide messenger RNA. RefSeq names its product biotinidase (gene btd). Gene Ontology annotation, molecular function: hydrolase activity, acting on carbon-nitrogen (but not peptide) bonds, in linear amides. The coding region runs from base 146 to 1702 and encodes 518 amino acids. The record is from RefSeq and is a predicted model, not a curated record. NCBI's taxonomy places the organism in Eukaryota, Metazoa, Chordata, Actinopteri, Pleuronectiformes, Scophthalmidae. The transcript is spliced from 6 exons.
GGUUCACUCAACUGUAUGUCACAAGUGUCGACCACGUGGGUCCGCAUGUAAACAUUGAACCCAACACUAUCUGGGUCGACCCGGGACCCUCCCCCCCCUCGGUCAGUCCUGGUCUCGCCGUUGACGACAUCGCGAGGAAGAAACCAUGUUCUUGUCGGUGGCCGUUUUUCUCGGUUUCUCCCUGACGUCGGCCGCCGGUCCGGCCGAGCCCGUCGCGGGGCCCUCGUACGUUGCUGCCGUCUACGAGCACCACUCCACCCUGAGCCCGCAGCCUCGCGUCCCCCUGUCGCGCCCCGCGGCCCUGCGGCACAUGCAGGCCAACCUGGACGUCUACGAGGAGCAGGCGGCCCGGGCCGCCCGGCAGGGAGCCCAGAUCCUGGUGUUUCCAGAGGACGGUCUUCAGGGUUUCAACUUCAGCCGAACAUCCAUCUCUGGCUACCUGGAAACCAUCCCUGACCCACAGCAGGAUAACUGGAAUCCCUGCACAGAGCCGGGCAGACACAACAACACUGAGGUUCUCCAGAGGUUGAGCUGUGUGGCGCGUCGUUACAACCUCUACCUGGUGGCCAACAUGGCCGACCUGCAGCCUUGCCCCCUGCAGAGCAGCCCUUCCUCCCCCUGUCCGCCUGAUGGACGCUGGCAGUUCAACACCAAUGUGGCUUUCAGGUCUGAUGGGCAGCUGGUGGCACGCUACCAUAAACACAACCUAUACUUUGAGAAGGCCUUUGACACACCGCCGCAGCCGGAGAUCAUAACAUUUGAGACACCGUUUGCUGGGAAGUUUGGCCUCAUCACCUGCUUUGACAUCCUGUUCCACGAACCCACAGUUGUCCUGGUGGAGAGGGGUGUGCGUCAGCUGAUCAACCCCACGGCUUGGAUGAACCAGCUCCCCCUGCUGGAUUCCAUCCAGUCCCAGCAGGCUUUCAGCCUGGGCGCUAAUGUAACCCUACUGACAGCCAACAUUCGCAGCGACCACCUAAUUAUGACAGGAAGCGGCAUUUACACGCCUUUUUCUGCUACCUACCACCACGCACGGAAAGGAGAUCCAGAGGAGGGCAGGCUGCUGGUGGCCAGGGUGCCAGUCUUAGACCCACUGCAUGUGGGGCACAGUGUCACCUCCGGGGAGGGUGUAGUUAGGGCUGCGUCUACUUUAUCCUCAGCUACAGACUCUGGAUACUGUCACCAAGAAAGCUGUGUGGAUUCUUCUCACCCUGAAACCACAUCCGCUGGCACCUUCAUCUCAUCCAUGAUGUACGACCCCUUCACAUUUAUCCUCCUGAACAAGACGGAGGGCAGACUUGACGUGUGUGAUGGCACUUUCUGCUGCCACCUCCAGUACCGGCAGUUGCCGCAGAACGACAGUAAAGAGCUCUAUGCAUUGGGAGCAUUUGCCGGAACGCACACCGUAAACGGACGUUACGCCCUGCAGGUGUGUGCAUUAGUCCGCUGUGCCGGGCUGGAGGCCAGUUCCUGUGGACAGGAAGUCGAAGAAGCGGAGACAAAAAUGGACUUCCAGUUGGAGGGGAAGUUUGGGACCAGAUAUGUGUACCCGUCGGUUUUGGCAAGUCACCUGGUCCUGGAGCACCCGGAGCAUCUGGAGAAGACCUCAGAAGGCAGAGUGACCAUGAAACACUCAAACAUGACCGGCGGCCUUGUGACUGCCUGUCUGUACGGACGGAUGUACCACCUGGACAAUGAAUGAACUAGAGCUGCCAGUAAGUAGUCGAUCAAUAGAAAAUUAACUCCGUUUUUUUAAUCAAUCAUUGAUUCUUUGUAAUUUUUCAUGCUAAAUUAUUUUUGAGAUGUUCUGGUCCUUGCUUCUCCAAUGUGAGGAUUUGAUGCUGCUCUGACAUACAUGAUCGUGAACUAAAUUUUUUUUAUCUUUACACUGUUGGUGGGCCUUAUCAAGACAUAUUUAGGACGUCAAUUUUCUGCCAUUUUAUAUCUCCGGACAGAGCUAUGAAAUACACUUAAAAACUGAUUUAAAAGUAUUGUCCUGACCACGACCAGUAUUGACAACUCAUCUGCUACACGUUUGCACAAACUACAAUAAAAAAACAAAAACAAAUAUAUUUAUUCCUUCGUUACUUCAUCUUUAUAAACAUUGCACCAAGUAGUAUUCAUCCUCUGCCUGAAAGUUGCUUGUUCCUAAAAAGGCGUUAUUUAUUAAUUACUUUUUCUGUCUCACACACUCAAACAAACACACACACAAACACACACACACACAAACGCACAGUCUCUCUUACACACACAUUAUGCACAGUGUCAACCACUUUCUCCUGCCUCCAGUACAGUACACAGACAUUAAGUAGUUUACAGCAUGACAAGUUAAAAGUUCUUCGGGCUGCUCAGUUGCAACAUCAAUCAGGCGACUCCUGAACCAAUCAUACAGUUGAUGGGUCUUACAUCCGCCCACUGUCAGAAUCGGCUCCCAAGGAUUCAGCCUCCACUCGGAAUAAAUUCAUAGGAUUCAAUAACGACUUCCUCGCCCAGGAAUCAAAAAGUGGUUCGACAUCAGUGACACAGCAUUUAACAAUGUGACAAGGAGUGCCGGCCACAACAGCUCCAAUUAAAACUCUGCAUUAAAAACUCAAAAAUACACGAGGGAAAACAGUUCAUCGAUCACCUGGUCCCAUAAUAUUGUCCCGUUGUUUUUGUUUUCUUCAGACAAUCGUGCCCCCCCCCCCCCC